This is a messenger RNA of Protopolystoma xenopodis, 456 nucleotides long. Lineage: Eukaryota; Metazoa; Platyhelminthes; Monogenea; Polystomatidea; Polystomatidae. The record is from the annotation of a GenBank genome assembly.
AUGCAAGAAUUUAUAGACAAACUCAAGAAAUAUGUAACUACCAUACUCCAUUUUGACCAAAAACAUUUCCCACCCCCCAUUACUUAUUCAUCCGCACUAUUCACAGCAGUGGCUCCGGAAAUUAGUAAGGGUUCGCAGAGUCUUGUCGAGAAGGUGGAUCAAUCCAGUCGAUUAGCUGACCCUGGUGAUCGGACAAACCUCCCUAAUCGAUCGGUGACAAAGAGAAUAACGCCGGCUCACCUACUGCUAGUCAACCAUUCUAUGAAGCAGCCUGGAUUUGGUCAACUCGUGUCGCGGUUGUGCACAACUGGCACCCGGUCAACAGCCAUACAACUGCCACCCGGUCGCCACUGCUUUCGUCUCUUUGCAGAAGCUCCUCUGGGGCUUGGCUACGUCAUCAGGUUGCUUGGUAGAUCAAGAAGACGGUCAGACUUGAGUAAAAUUGAGGUAAACUAA